AUGAGUGAACAGCUGAAAUUCAUCGUUGAGCAACUCAACAAAGACCCGUUUAAGAAAAGCUUUAACCUCAUCACGUUUGACUCCCUGGAACCGAUGCAGCUGCUGCAGAGUUUAAACGAUGUUCUGGCUGAAAUAGACCCAAAGCAAGCUAUAGAUAUCCGUGAAGAAAUGCCUGAACAGACCAUAAAGAGAAUGUGUGCCCUGCUGGGGAUGCUGAAAUACAAACCUCCUGGCACCCUCUCUGAUGUGAGCAGCUUUAGACAGGGUUUGGUGUCAGGCAGUAAGCCCGUGGUGCACCCCAUCCUCCACUGGCUCCUGCAGAGGGUCCCUGAACUCAAGAAAAGGGCUUAUUUGGCUCGCUUUCUAGUCAAACUGGAGGUGCCUGCAGAGUUUCUGCAGGAUGAUGUUAUCAAUGACACCUAUCACCAGUACGAAGAGCUGGUGGAAGGUUUUAAAACGUAUCACAAGGAGUGUGAGCAGCUGAGGACUUCGGGCUUCUCCACAGCAGAAAUCAGAAGGGACAUUAGUGCAAUGGAGGAAGAGAAAGACCAACUAAUCAAACGUGUGGAGAGGCUGAAGAAGAGGGUGGAGUCAGUGUCCAACCAUCAACGGAUGCUGGAACAGGCCAGACAGCUGCGAGUGGAGAAGGAGAGAGAGGAGGCACUGACUCACCAGAAGCAAGAACAGAAGAACCAACUGUUCCAGGCAGAGCAGAGACUGCAGAGAGCACAGCAGCAGUUGAAGGAUUUGCGACAGGCAGCAGCAGAUGCCAAUCCAGAGAGCUUAAUGAAGAGGCUUGAAGAGGAGAUCAAGAUCAACUCCUACAUGGUCUCUGAGAAACUCCCCAAAGAGCUGGAGGGUAUGAGGCGCACAGUGCAGUACCUGCAGAAAAUAGCGUCAGAGCCUGCCAUGGGCCAGGCUGAUCUCCAGGAGCUGGAGGACAAGAUCAAAGAAGUCGAUUCUCAGAUAACCCAGCUGAUUGAGAAGAGGAUGAUGAGAAAUGACCCCAUGGAUGACAAACUGACCCUUUACAGGCAACAGGCCUCCAUCAUCAUUCGAAGGAAGGAGUCGAAGGCAGAGGAGCUUCAGGAAGCGAGGGAGGAGCUGGCCGCUGCAGAGAGGGAUCUGAGGCAGAGGAGCAGCCAGGCACGAGUGUCAGAUGGGGAAGAGGUCAUCCGGGGUGAUGAGCUGAAACGUUUGCUGGUGAAGUUGCGCAGCAAGGGAACAGUAUACAAGAAGAAACGUCAGGAAAUUGCUGAGCUGAAAGCAGAAUAUGGAGUCCUGCAACGGACAGAGGAAAUUCUCAAAGAAAGACAUGAGACCGUCCAACAGAAACUGCAAACUAUGGAAGCCGAAAAGGGCAUCUCCGGCUACAGCAACACUCAGGAGGAACUGGAGAGGGUGUCGGCCAUCAAGAGCGAGCUGGACGAGAAGAAGGGACGCACACUGGAUGACAUGUCUGAAAUGGUGAAGAAGCUGAACUCAAUGAUAACGGAUAAGAAGUCAGCUCUAGCACCAAUUAUUAAAGAGCUGAGGUCACUGAGACAGCGGUGUCAGGAAAUAAGCCAGGAAUAUGAGGAAAAGAAGGCGCAAUACGAAAGUUGUACUGCUGGUUUGGAGAGCAACAGAUCGAAAUUGGAGCAGGAGGUGAAAGCAUUGAGGGAGGAGACAGCGCAGGAGGAAAACCAAUAUCAUUAUAUCAACUCCAUGUCAGAGAUUGUUGAGAUGCAAAUACAGCGGGCAGCUGAAGAGAUGAAGGCCUACGUGUCCUCUGAUCCACAAGAGAGGAAGAAGGCCAUCAGGGAAGUGUACAUGAAGAACAUUUCAGAACAGGAGUUACUUGGCAAGAAGUUACGUGAGAAGCAGAAGAUGGUGAGGGAGAGCCACAGCGCCAACAUGGAGCAGAUGAAGUUGUGGCGUGACCUGGAGCAGCUGAUGGAGUGCAAGAAGCAGUGCUUCAUAAGAGCUCAGAGCCAGGCAUCUAUUGGUCAGGUCAUCCAGGAGGGAGGAGAGGACAGGCUGGUGCUGUGAGGACACAUGUAGGGCGGGGUCACCCACAAUGCACCGACUACACUAUACCUUCCUGUAACAAGUCUAGAUCUUUUAACAAUAUAGUUGUUUUAUGUAAACUGUUUAUGGUCUUCCCCUCCAUCUCGCCUGUGACAGACUGCCAUUGAGUUUCACAUGAUAGUUUAUCUUGGGUACGAACCAGACUGGUAACUUCAGAUGAUGACACGGUCUGAGAUCCUUUUGAGAAUCCACAACGUAAACAACACGUGUAUGUAGAGGUGUUAUCUGACACUGGGUUUUCACCGUCUCUGGCCCCUGGGGACUCCAUUUUGGCGACAUCUUUAAGAAUACAUGUUCGAUCAAAGUGUCCAAAGAUAACAGCAUACAAAGUGGUGCACUUGGGAUGUGGCCUCGGUCAACUAUUUCUGGCAACCACUACCAUGACCUUGGACAGGGUGUCUUGCCAAUUUUGGAAUUCACUGGGACCUCCGUUGCUUGAACAGCACAGAUGAAAUAGUCAUAUUAUUCUGCUUGUUUCUAUUCUGUAUCACAACAUACGAUAUUUUAUUAUGAUAAAUUUCAAGAUAAUCAUUGAUAUUUAAGAUG
Molecule: messenger RNA, 2616 nt
Organism: Morone saxatilis (striped sea-bass)
Lineage: Eukaryota; Metazoa; Chordata; Actinopteri; Moronidae
Gene: ift81
Product: intraflagellar transport 81 homolog
Exons: 18
Coding region: 1-2031 (676 amino acids)
Biological process (GO): cilium assembly; intraciliary transport
Cellular component (GO): cilium; centrosome; intraciliary transport particle B
Molecular function (GO): tubulin binding
Source: RefSeq, a predicted model, not a curated record